UUGUGCAAAGUACUUCCGGUGAGGUCACCGACGAGUUUUUAACGGGCGAUUUUUUUCUUGCAUUUGCCUAUGAUCGUUUUUCGUUUUUUAAAGACUUUUUGCUCAACUACAUUUACAUUCGUCCUGUAAAUAAUAGUGUUCGUCGGUCGCUGCGUUGACCCACUCUCGUACAACGACUUUACGACGCGGUUAGCCAACAGAGGCCAAAAGAGGAAGCAAUAGCCAACCAUCUUUAUUCCUACACUAGCAAUAACAAGAGAGACCAGGCUAGGUUCAAGUGGAGCUGACUUGUUUGCAGUUUUAUUGUCUAUUUUCUACCGGAUGAAAAGAAAAACUGAGUAAAACCUUCCUGUGUUAAAACAGACUAAAGGUUUCGGACGCGGUGCUCUUUCUCCGGCAACUCUGGAAGUUUCUGAUCAGAAGACUGGCUGUUAAGAAUUAGUAUUCCCCGUUUUUUCAUGUUUCCAACAGGUUUAUCUUCCCCUAAUCCCCCACCACAGCCAACCCAGGAGGCUAGACCGACGGCUACUGAUGUCAAAAGCGGUAGUGGAAACAUCACAUCUCCGAAGAAGAGGAAAAUAAACGGUUCAGAAAGGGGAGACACAAGUGACACCAUCUCGUCCUCCUCGCCUCCCAAAGCCCUGAAUUCCUCCUCCGGCUCCCCCGCCGCGCUGCACAUUCAGAAGAAGUUAAGGUUCGAGGACUCGGUGGAUUUCAUUGGGCUGGAUGUGAAAAUGGCUGAGGAGGCUGCCGCCGCGGCCAACGCCGCGUCUUCGUGCUCCAACAACAAAAGCAAAGCCGUGUUCCUGGCCGGCGGCGUGGGGCACCACGCGAACGGCUUGACGAAGACCGCAGGGUCUGGCACCUUCUCCAGCAGCAAACCCGGAGCUGCCAAGAAACUAGUCAUCAAGAACUUCCGAGAAAAACCCAAGUUACCGGAGAACUACACACAGGAAACCUGGCAGAAAUUGAGAGAGGCGGUGGAGGCCAUCCAGAACAGCACUUCCAUCAAGUACAACCUAGAGGAGCUUUACCAGGCUGUGGAAAACCUCUGCUCCCAUAAAGUAUCUGCCAAGCUUUACAAACAGCUGAGGGCUGCGUGUGAAGAUCACAUCAAGGCCCAAAUCGAUCAAUUCAGAGAGGAUGCCCUCGACAGUGUUCUUUUCCUGAAGAAAAUCGACAAGUGCUGGCAAGAUCACUGCAGACAAAUGAUCAUGAUUAGGAGUAUAUUUUUGUUUUUGGAUCGCACAUAUGUUUUACAGAAUUCAAUGUUGCCAUCAAUUUGGGACAUGGGUCUGGAACUGUUUCGGUUCUACAUCAUCAGCGAUUUGAAGGUCCAGAGUAAAACCAUCAACGGGAUCCUGCUGCUCAUUGAGAGGGAACGAAACGGAGAGGCCAUAGACCGCAGUCUGCUGAGGAGCCUGCUGAGCAUGCUCUCUGACCUGCAGAUUUAUCAAGAUUCCUUUGAGCAGCGCUUUUUGGAGGAAACAAACCGAUUGUACGCUGCAGAGGGACAGAGGCUGAUGCAGGAGAGAGAGGUUCCAGAGUAUCUCCACCAUGUUAACAAACGUCUGGAGGAAGAGGCUGACAGAGUAAUCACAUAUCUAGACCAGAGCACACAAAAACCUCUCAUCGCUACAGUAGAGAAGCAGCUGCUUGGCGAACAUCUCACAGCGACUCUUCAAAAAGGGCUAACUCAACUUCUGGACGAGAACAGAAUCCAGGAUCUGUCUCUUCUCUAUCAGCUUUUCAGUCGAGUACGAGGUGGUGUUCAGGUGCUCCUGCAGCACUGGAUAGAGUACAUAAAGGCCUUUGGCAGCACAAUCGUUAUCAACCCAGAAAAAGACAAAACAAUGGUGCAAGAACUGCUUGACUUCAAAGAUAAGGUGGAUCACAUCAUUGACGUGUGCUUCAUAAGGAAUGAAAAGUUUGUUAACGCUAUGAAGGAGGCUUUUGAGACGUUCAUCAACAAACGGCCAAAUAAACCAGCAGAGCUCAUAGCAAAACAUGUGGAUUCAAAGCUGAGAGCAGGAAACAAAGAAGCAACAGAUGAAGAACUGGAGAAGAUGCUGGAUAAGAUCAUGAUUAUCUUUAGAUUCAUCUAUGGAAAAGAUGUGUUUGAGGCCUUCUACAAAAAAGAUCUGGCAAAGAGGUUGCUGGUGGGAAAAAGUGCCUCGGUGGACGCCGAAAAGUCGAUGUUAUCAAAGCUAAAGCACGAAUGUGGAGCCGCGUUCACCAGCAAGUUAGAGGGAAUGUUCAAGGAUAUGGAGCUCUCUAAAGACAUCAUGGUGCAGUUCAAACAGUACAUGCAGUGCCAAAACAUUCCUGGGAACAUUGAGCUGACGGUGAACAUCCUCACCAUGGGCUACUGGCCAACGUAUGUGCCGAUGGAAGUGCAUCUGCCUCCGGAGAUGGUGCGACUGCAAGAGAUCUUUAAGACUUUUUACCUGGGCAAACACAGCGGCCGGAAGCUGCAGUGGCAGUCAACGUUAGGCCACUGUGUUUUAAAAGCUGAAUUCAAAGAGGGAAAGAAGGAACUCCAGGUGUCACUUUUUCAAACUCUGGUGCUGCUGAUGUUUAAUGAAGGGGAAGAGUUCAGCCUGGAAGAGAUCAAACUAGCCACAGGAAUAGAGGAUGGUGAACUGCGCCGGACGCUUCAGUCGCUGGCUUGUGGGAAAGCUCGAGUCCUCACCAAAAUCCCAAAAAGCAAAGACGUGGAGGACGGGGACAAGUUUUCCUGCAACAACGACUUCAAACACAAACUCUUCAGGAUCAAGAUAAACCAGAUUCAGAUGAAAGAAACGGUGGAGGAGCAAGCCAGCACCACGGAAAGGGUCUUUCAGGAUCGACAGUAUCAGAUUGAUGCCGCCAUCGUACGGAUCAUGAAGAUGAGGAAGACUCUGAGCCAUAAUCUCUUGAUGUCGGAAGUGUAUAACCAGCUCAAGUUCCCUGUCAAGCCUGCUGACCUGAAGAAGAGGAUAGAGUCUCUUAUUGACAGAGACUACAUGGAGCGUGACAAGGAAAACUCCAACCAGUACAACUAUGUGGCCUAAAGAAAAGACGAACUGCAGUCGGUUCAUUUGGGAUGAAAGCCCUCCGAGUGAUCGGCCUUUGAAUCUUUUUUCCUCCGGUGGAUGUACGCCGUUAUUCCUUUCACCGCAGCAACCGACAAGCCGGUGGCGACCGCUCCACAGGGUUUUUCGUUGGAGGUCUUGUGAUCCUGUGGACUGCAUGGCCACAGAAAAAGAGAAUAUCUCCCAUAUUUCUCAGCACUUCUGAGAAAACUCGGACAAAGACAACACAGUUCAGUUUACUGUCUUUUUUUUUUUUUUAAUGGAGAGGAAAAAUAUUUAUUUUCAAACUUAGAUUCUUUGUCCAUAGUUUGUUAUCAAGUUGUUUUUCCCCCUUCUUGUUCAUCCCAUUGCUAAUAUUGACACACCAAUUAAUGCUCUAAAUGUACAUCGUUUGAUUAAAAAAACAGGAUUCACAUGCCUGUUUCCAACACUUGGCGAGGAUCGCACCGAUGGACAGUUUUUAAAAGGCUGUAAAGCCAUAAGAUAACGCAGUGAUCAUCAACACAACAUGUUUAAGACUAGAGUUUGUGCCAAAAAAAAGCAGCACUUGUUUUGUUACAGGGUGUUUUUGAAGCAAUUCAGUUGUAUAAGGAUAUGGAUACUAUUGGUGACUUUUUUUUUCUCCCCUUUGUUUUCCUUUCUUUGUACAUUUGUAUACAUUCAUUAUCCUUGACAUUUUAAAUGACCCACCUGACAGUCAAGUGCUUUAUUGUUUUUUUUUUCUUUAAGGCAUGAAAAAGUGAGUCUGUUAAGAUUCUGAUGCCAUACUACAUACUUUUAUCUCUCCGUGUACGGCAGUCUGGCAUUUAUGACAAGUGGAGGGAAGUGAUUGAUUAGACACACGUUUGUAUUAGCCUGUUAGACUUAUUGAUUCACAUUAAAAAAAUGAAUCUGG
Messenger RNA from Oryzias melastigma (Indian medaka), 3969 nucleotides. RefSeq names its product cullin 4B (gene cul4b). The transcript has 20 exons. NCBI's taxonomy places the organism in Eukaryota, Metazoa, Chordata, Actinopteri, Beloniformes, Adrianichthyidae. Gene Ontology annotation, molecular function: ubiquitin protein ligase binding. Gene Ontology annotation, cellular component: Cul4B-RING E3 ubiquitin ligase complex. The record is from RefSeq and is a predicted model, not a curated record. Gene Ontology annotation, biological process: DNA damage response; protein ubiquitination; ubiquitin-dependent protein catabolic process. Bases 459 to 3053 code for a protein of 864 amino acids.